UUAGCUAGUCUGCAAAUAACUACAGAACACAAUAGAAUUCCCCUCCCUUCCCCUCUUCUCUCUCCUCUCUUUUCCUGCUUCCAAACGCCUUCUUGAGGCUGGAGCUGGGCAGGUCUCCAGAGGUGCAGCAGCCACAACAAUCCCGCAGUUCAAAGUUAAGCAGCAGUUGCACAACUUCCAGCAACUCUCUCAGCCGACUACUAAUGAGCUGAAAGCCAGGAACUUCUGAGGAGGUGAAGAGGAAGCUUCCAGACCUCCUCCCUUCACCCUAGAAACCCAGAUACUCCCACCCCAGCCCCAGAUCACUGAGAUUCACUUAUUGUUUUUCCCUUGCCGGGCACACCAUGGCUCCCUUUGGAAGAAACUUGCUAAAAACUCGGCAUAAAAACAGAAAAAUUGAUUUUCUGAAGGGCAACAAUUUUGGAAAUACUUUAAGAAAAAUAUUAAGGAUCUCCAACUAAAGACAUGGAUUCGGAAGAGAAGGAAAUUGUGGUUUGGGUUUGCCAAGAAGAGAAGAUUGUCUGUGGAUUAACUAAACGCACCACCUCUGCUGAUGUCAUCCAGGCUCUGCUGGAGGAACAUGAGAUGGCAUUUGGGGAUAAACGAUUUCUGCUGGGGAAGCCCAGUGACUACUGCAUCAUAGAGAAGUGGAGAGGCUCAGAAAGGGCUCUUCCUCCACUAACCAGAAUCCUGAAGCUCUGGAAAGCAUGGGGAGAUGAGCAGCCUAAUAUGCAAUUUGUUUUGGUUAAAGCUGAUGCUUUUCUUCCACUUCCUUUGUGGAGGACAGCUGAGACAAAAUUAGUGCAAAACACAGAGAAACUGUGGGAGCUCAGCCCAGCAAAUUACAUGAAGACAUUGCCACCAGACAAACAAAAAAGAAUAGUCAGAAAAACUUUUCGGAAACUGGCUAAAAUUAAGCAGGACACAGUUUCUCAUGACCGAGAAAAUAUGGAGACAUUAGUUCAUCUGAUUAUCUCCCAGGAUCAUACUAUUCACCAGCAAGUCCAGAGAAUGAAAGAGCUGGAUCUGGAAAUUGAAAAGUGUGAAGCUAAGUUCCACCUCGAUCGGGUAGAAAAUGAUGAGGAAAAUUAUGUCCAGGAUGCGUAUCUCAUGCCCAGUUUCAGUGAAGCUGAGCAAAAGCUAGACUCGCCGUAUGAGGAAAACCAGAUUCUGGAAGACCUGAGUGAAAGGGAUGGAAUUGUACAGCUGGAAGAACGACUGAAAUAUUACAGAGUGCUCAUUGAUAAGCUCUCUGCUGAAAUAGAAAAGGAGGCAAAAAAUGUUUGCAUCGAAAUAGGUGAAGAUGCAGAAGGGGCAGCUGCUAGUGAACUGGAAAGCCCUAAUUUAGAAAGUGUCAAGGGUGAUUUGGAGAAAAGCAUGAAAGCGGGUUUGAAAAUCCACUCUCAUUUGAGUGGCAUCCAGAAAGAGAUUAAAUACAGUGACUCACUGCUUCAGAUGAAAGCAAAAGAAUAUGAACUCCUAGCCAAGGAACUCAAUUUGCUUCACAUUAGCAACAAAGAUGGCUGCCAGUUAAAGGAAAACAGAGGGAAGGAAUCCGAGGUUGCCAGCAGCAGUGGGGAGGCUCCUCCCUUUACUCAAGGGGCAUUUAACACGUAUACAAAUGACACAGACUCGGACACUGGCAUCAGCUCCAACCACAGUCAGGACUCAGAAACAACUGUAGGAGAUGUGUUAUUGCUGUCUACAUAAUUCAAAUGGUUCUUUCUGACUUGCUUUAAUACUGCUCAUGUUUGUGGAAACUAUUUUAAAUAUAACUACUAAAAAUGAAUAAAUCAUGUUAAGGUAUUCAGUCAUUAAUACAAACUAGUGAGAUUGUUUUUUUUUUUGUUUUUGGUAUAAGAUUCCAAUGUACCUUUAAUUAUCAUAGGUUCAAGCAGUGAACUAUUUAUUAGGAAUGCAGCAGAUCUAGCUUAUUUAAUGGGAAUUAAUUGAUAACCUCCUAUAGCUUCUAUAGAAAGUGAAUUAUAUAAAUGUUAAAACAAUUCUCAAAUCACACAAAAUAUUGAAACUGUACGCAUGAAGAAGUAAAAUUAAAAUGUGUUGUAAUAUCUUUUUCAACAUUUUAUAGUUAGAAUGUUUAAAUCUGUGAAUUAUAUAACAGCUAUUAUGUUGUAACUGCAUUCAUUCAAAUUUUAGUUCUUUUAAUAUUUAGAUUUUAUAACAUAUCAUGUCUGCCAUUUCCUCUACCCUUCUAUCUAUUUAACCCUAUGCAACAGGUGGCUCUUGGGACAUGUGUAAGUCAUGGCAGAGGAUCAGAGUGGGUCUAGAUGAGUCCAGGCCAAGCACUGCAUACAAACAGCGACUUUUCUAAAGAAACUUAUAUUAAGAGUUAUACAUUGGCUUUUGCUGUCUGGUAAUCUAGGUCUUAUAAAUAAUAAAACCAAUGUUUUGUACGUGUUCAUUCUUUGAGUGAUGUAUGUGUCAGAGAAGAAAUCAAAGAGUCAUAGUAUUAUUUCUUUAUUCUCUAUUUACCUAAGUUGAAGCAAUAAAGUUGAAAUGAUAAAAAUUUAGUGUUCCUCAAAUGGAUAAAAUAGUGUUUUGUAUACCAAAAUUAUUAGCAUUUGUCUCUGAACAUAAAGAGGGAAACUCACGUGAUAAAAAGACUUAUUCUGGUCUUUGUUGACUUAUACUAUCAACAAAAUUGUCUUUGUAGUACUUUAUCUAAGGUGCUUAAAAGAAGCUAGGUAUUUAAAAAAGCACUAGCACCAUCCCAAGCAUUCUAGUAAAAAUCUGUGAAUUGAAUGGAUUUUUUAGGUUCUAUCUUGACCGACAGUCAUUAUAGUGCCAGGCUACAUUUGGUUGCCUGAUUUUAAUUAGAGAUAUAUUUUCUCCCUCCUGUCCUUCUUUCCUUCCUCACUUCUCCUCUGCCUGCUGCCUGCCUUUCUUUCCUCCUUUCCUGAUUCGAUUGCUCCCUUCCUCCCUGACAGUGAACAUGGGAGGUAAUCAUAUGCAAAACAGUUUUAUCAUUUUUUGUACUAUUAACUGAGUCCUUCUGCAGUUUAUUUUAUUUUUUUUUAGCUGACAUUUGCCCUACAUGUCAGGGUAUAUAAGUAGAAAUGUUAUUCUAAUUUGUGGAUAUUGGUUAAGAUUCCCAUUUCUUCCCUUUUAUUCAUAUGAUAGUGCUGCAGGUUUUAACUCAGUAUUCUUUCCUUUUGUUCCCACUUUUAAAUUUGAAAGAAUUUGAUUUUUAACAAUUCUAUCGCUGAAAUUUUCUUAUCUUGUUCUUUCAUUCCUUCCUCCCUCAGUUUUCCACCCAACUUUUGAGAAAUUAUUUAGAAUUUCCAUAGUGUUACAAUUUUCAGGAACAUCUGUUAUCAUUUCUUGUACCAAGGUUUUUGUCAGCCAUAUUUGAAGUUGGCUGACAAGAUAGGAAUUUAGAUUCUAUGGAAAUAAUGAUAAACACUAACUAAUAAUGCUAACAUGAGCUUUUUUUUUAAAGAAAUAAUCAAAUAAAUCACCUGUGAAAGGAAACUUUA
Molecule: messenger RNA, 3497 nt
Organism: Marmota monax (woodchuck)
Lineage: Eukaryota; Metazoa; Chordata; Mammalia; Rodentia; Sciuridae
Gene: Rassf9
Product: Ras association domain family member 9
Exons: 3
Coding region: 466-1710 (414 amino acids)
Biological process (GO): signal transduction
Source: RefSeq, a predicted model, not a curated record